Messenger RNA from Schistosoma turkestanicum, 2340 nucleotides. NCBI's taxonomy places the organism in Eukaryota, Metazoa, Platyhelminthes, Trematoda, Strigeidida, Schistosomatidae. The record is from the annotation of a GenBank genome assembly.
AGUGAGAUCUCCUUCUAAAUAGCCUUUUUAGAGAAGAACAUUGUAGACGUAUUAAUACGGAUUGAUAAGAUGUCUACUAUCCAGACUGAUAGUAUCACUUCCAAUGAUCACCAAGACGUUUUAAUGAAUCCAAUUCAGCAAAACAAUAUGAUAUCAACAAAUGAUACUACUAUACGACAUCGAAUGAAACAAAUCAAAUUAAAUAUUUCAAAUUAUUUAUUCAAUGUUCAACAUGAAUCGAAUUCAAAUAAUAAUCAUGAUACUAUGAAUAAAAAUGAUGAAUCAUCAUCUGAAUCAACCAAUCAUCAUCAACAUCAAAAUGAAUCACACUAUUUGAAUACUGGCUUCACUUUGAUUGGUUAUACAUUUCUACUUCAAAUUAUUUUACAUAUAAUGACAUUUUUACUGAAUAGUCUUUCUUAUCGUUAUAUAGAUACAGCUAGUUUAGGUUUAGUUAAUGUUCGAAUUGGUUUAUUUUAUUCAACAUUAAUAUUUACUUCAAGAGAAGCAUUUCGUCGUGCAUGUCUUAGUCGUGGUGGUGAAUUAAUCAAUAAUAAUAAUAGUAAUAAUAAUAAUAAUAGCAAUCGAGAAUCCACUGAUUCAUCAUCAUCAUCAUCAAGUCCAACUGUCAUUACACCAGCUGAUGUUAUUGUCAGUGAAGAUUUUGUUGAUGUUUCACAGUUGAUUGAACAUUCUACACUUAAAAAUAAUCAAGAUUCAAUUCAAUGCAAUAAACGAUAUACAGUACAAUUGUAUGAAUUAUUAAAUCUUGUUUGGUUAGUACUUCCUAUCGGUUUCAUGAUGACUAUACUGUUGAGUAUCAUAUGGAUAUUUAUUUUACCAUCACCAAGUAGUUUAAUGCAUGAAUCUUAUUCAGAAUUCAAUUUAACAUCAUUGAUUAUUGAACAACGUUAUUUCUUUUGUAUCAUCAUUUAUGCAUUAUCUGGUCUGUUUGAAUUAAUUACUGAACCAUUUUGGCUUAUUUGUCAAUUAUCACAUGAAAUUCGUGCAAGAAUUUUCAUUGAAACAUUUGCUAAUACUGCUCGUUCAAUUGGUAUAAUAUUUGCUAUAUUUACUGUACCAUCACAAUAUGCUAUUUAUUCACUUAGUAUUCCUCAACUUCUUCAUGGUUCAACAUUACUUAUAAGUUACUUAUUAUAUUUUCAAUAUGGUAUAUCACGUUCAACAUCAACUGGUGAAUUAAAACUUAAAGGAAUAAUAGGAAUCACUUCUUUGAAAGAUAUUUUACCAAAUUAUUUCCAAUAUUCUAUCGAUCGACAAGGCUUACAACUUGUUAAGAACUUUUUUGGUCAAUGUAUACUAAAACAACUUUUAACAGAAGGUGAACGAUAUUUAAUCAGUGCUUUUCAUUUGAUAAGUUUCAGUGAUCAAGGCAUAUAUGAUCUUGUCAAUAAUUUGGGAUCUUUAGCUGCUCGUCUACUAUUUUUACCAUUAGAAGAAAGUUGUCAUUUUAUGUUUAGUCAAUGUAUUCAAAGAGAUAUCUCUCCAAAUAAACAAAAUAAAAAAUUACUGACAGAUGCAUUUCGUAUGCUUAAAUUCGCUUUACGUUUAUCAAGUCUUAUAGCAUGGAUUGGUAUAACUUAUGCACAAGCUAAUUCUCGUUUAUUAUUAAUGAUUUAUGCUGGGCAUAGAUUAGCUGAUAAUUACACAGCAGUUAAUUUAUUACAAUUAUAUUCUGCCUACGUUUUAUUACUUGCAUGGAAUGGUUCCACUGAAGCGCUGCUGAAUUCAGCUAUGUCAACAACUGAAGUUUCACAUCAUAAUCAACGUUUAAUUAUAUUUUCUAUGAUAUUUCUUGGUGCAAAUUGGUUUUUUGUACCAAUAUUCAAUGUAUACGGUUUUGUAUUGGCUAAUUGUAUUAAUAUGAUAAUUCGUAUUUUAUAUAGUGUUUAUUAUAUUAAUAAAUUUUUGGAAAAAAUCGAUAAACCUGUUGACAAUGAAGAACAAAACAAUAAGAAUGGUAAUCAUGUCAUUAUUGAUAGUACUAAUAAUACUGGUAUGAGUAGUAGUGAUAAAUCAUCACUGUUCAAAUUGGCAUCAAAUUGUGAAAUUGAAAAAUUCUCAAAUAUUUCAUUAAUAUCAUUAAUGUUACCAUCAUUUAGUGAAUUAUGCAUUCUAUGCAUUUCACUUGUAUGCACUUUAAUUUCACAACAUAUUUUCUGUUGUUCAUUCGGUAUUUCAUGGAUGAUAUUACAUAGUACAAUUACUGUCGGAUUCUUAUUCAUUACAUUGAUAAUAAUUUAUUAUGAAGAAAUUGAUAUUUUCAAACUUAUUUCAAAUCGUUUACCAUUUUUAUUACGACAUAAAAAAUCACAAUAA